GGGAGGUAUCAGCUCCAGGAAAUGUGCCUUGGCAGCAGUCGGACGGGCGCUUCUCCGCAGGUCGGUGCGCUCCGCUCCAGAGUCGUCCACGGGGCCGCGGCUCGCUCCCCAGCCCGGGCACUUCUGGGGGAGGCCAAACCGGGGAGGCAACAACUGCCGCAGGACCCCCCUGAAGCGCUGGCUGCGGACGCAUCUCCCGCCGGUUCCCCGCAGGAAGGCAUCGCCCCGGCCGCCCCAGGCGGGCGGCGCGGCCCCUUCGCCCAGCCCGGCUCCCCACCAUGCUGGACGGGCUGAAGAUGGAGGAGAGUUUACAGAGUGCCCUGGACCCCGCGGCUCCCUUCUCCUCCCUGCUGGGCAGAGCCGCGACCCCCAGGUCGGUGUGCGAAGGGUGCCAGCGAGUCAUUUCGGACCGGUUCCUGCUGCGUCUCAACGACAGCCUGUGGCAUGAACAGUGCGUUCAGUGUGCGUCCUGCAAGGAGCCCCUGCAGACCACUUGCUUCUACCGCGACAAGAAACUCUACUGCAAGCUGGACUAUGAGAAGUAGGUGACCCUCU
Molecule: messenger RNA, 555 nt
Organism: Dryobates pubescens (Downy woodpecker)
Lineage: Eukaryota; Metazoa; Chordata; Aves; Piciformes; Picidae
Product: LIM homeobox transcription factor 1-alpha-like
Exons: 3
Coding region: 279-545 (88 amino acids)
Biological process (GO): neuron differentiation; regulation of transcription by RNA polymerase II
Cellular component (GO): nucleus
Molecular function (GO): RNA polymerase II transcription regulatory region sequence-specific DNA binding; DNA-binding transcription factor activity, RNA polymerase II-specific
Source: RefSeq, a predicted model, not a curated record